Messenger RNA from Nelumbo nucifera (sacred lotus), 1885 nucleotides. RefSeq names its product multicopper oxidase LPR1 homolog 1-like. The record is from RefSeq and is a predicted model, not a curated record. NCBI's taxonomy places the organism in Eukaryota, Viridiplantae, Streptophyta, Magnoliopsida, Proteales, Nelumbonaceae. Gene Ontology annotation, molecular function: copper ion binding; oxidoreductase activity. Gene Ontology annotation, biological process: cellular response to phosphate starvation.
AUGGUGGCUAAACUAUUGUUAACUCUUAUAUAUUUAGUCAUGACGAUUCGCAGCAGAGCCGCCACACUACCUCCGAUAACUGAUGCAACUCUGACUCAGGUUGCUGGUUCUCUGCAAAUGUUCGUCGAUGAACUCCCACAGAUGCCCUCGCUCUUGGGGUAUUCGAAUGGACCCACCUCUCCUAAACCCGGCAGCCUCACCAUUGGCAUGUACCGGAAGAAAUGGAAAUUCCACCGCAAUUUGCCUGCAACGACGGUUUUCGCAUUUGGGACGUCGGAAGAUGCCGCAACUGUACCGGGUCCAACCAUUGAGGCCAUCAAAGGAGUCCCAACCUUGGUGACGUGGCAAAAUAAACUCCCUCAAACCCACAUACUCCCAUGGGAUUCGUCCAUCCCCACCGCCAUUCCUAAAAAAGGUGGGGUCCCGACGGUAGUCCAUCUCCACGGUGGGGUCCAUGAAUCCCAACACGACGGGCACCCGCUUGCCUGGUUCACCUCUGGCUUUAAAGAAACUGGAUCAACGUGGUCCAAAAGCACAUACACUUACCCCAACGUCCAACACUCAGGAAACCUCUGGUACCAUGAUCAUACAAUAGGAUUGACACGUGUUAAUCUCCUAGCAGGCUUGAUUGCUGCCUACAUCAUCCGUGACCCCACCUUGGAUGCUUCCCUAAACCUUCCAUCUGGAGCAGAGUUCGACCGGACUCUGAUAAUCUUCGACCGGAGUUUCAAUACCGACGGCUCCCUUUACAUGAACUUCACCGGCACCGUACCAGCCAUUCACCCGCAAUGGCAACCGGAGUAUUUUGGGCACGCCAUCAUCGUCAACGGUAAGGCCUGGCCCUUCAUGAAGGUACAGAAACGCAAGUACCGCUUCAGAAUCACCAACGCUUCCAACGCGCGAUACUUGCAGCUCUCGCUAAGCAAAGGGCUCUCAUUUACCCAAGUAGGAUCCGAUGCAUCCUACCUACCCGCACCCGUACAGAUGGCAUCUAUCCUCUUAGCACCCUCUGAGAUUGCCGAUGUCAUCAUUGACUUCUCAACAUCUACUGCCACGGAGAUCGUAAUGAACAACAAUGCAGUUUACCCAUUCCCGUCGGGUAACCCGGUGGAUAACCUUAACUCCAAGGUCAUGAAAUUCAUCAUUGUACCCAAAAACCCAACCAUCCCCGAUUCAUCAAGGAUUCCAGCGAGCCUAGUGAGUUACAAGGCAUCGACAACAGACACUGCAACCAAGAGAAGGUACAUUGUGUUGUACGAAUAUACAACACCAUCCGGGUCAUCCACACACCUCUACAUUAACGGAAAACGAUACGAGGACCCGGUUACAGAGACGCCCAAGUCCGGUAGCACAGAGAUCUGGGAGGUGAUCAACUUGACCAACGAUAAUCACCCGCUGCACAUACAUUUGGCUACUUUCCAAGCAAUCAAGGUUCAGUCGAUUUCCAAUCCGACUCAGUUCACUAGCUGCAUGGCGCAAAAGAACGACGCCGUUGCCUGCAACGUAGCAUCAUACCUAACCCCGCCGUCCACCGGCAAUGGCGUGCCAGCUAACGAGAUGACAUGGAAGAACACGGUGAAGAUGGCACCGGCAACCCAAACAACGGUCGUCGUCAAGUUUAAUCUGGUCGAGACCAAUUCGCUGUGGCCGUUCGACGCCACCACGACGCCGGGAUAUGUCUACCAUUGUCACAUUCUGGAUCACGAAGAUAACGCAAUGAUACGACCAUUGCAGCUGGUUUGAUUUUAUUGAAAGCAAGAGAUCAGAUUAGAUGACUGUGUUUGAUUUAAUAUAACGAGUUGUAAUAAGUGCACGAUGAUGGCACUAAUUGAUUCGUAAUCCUACUUAGGGAUUAACAAUUGUAGCCAGAUUUGAAAAUAAUAAA